Mesocricetus auratus (golden hamster) is the source of this 2084-nucleotide messenger RNA. RefSeq names its product H-2 class I histocompatibility antigen, Q10 alpha chain-like. Gene Ontology annotation, molecular function: peptide antigen binding; signaling receptor binding. NCBI's taxonomy places the organism in Eukaryota, Metazoa, Chordata, Mammalia, Rodentia, Cricetidae. Gene Ontology annotation, cellular component: external side of plasma membrane. The record is from RefSeq and is a predicted model, not a curated record. Gene Ontology annotation, biological process: positive regulation of T cell mediated cytotoxicity; immune response; antigen processing and presentation of endogenous peptide antigen via MHC class I via ER pathway, TAP-independent. Bases 16 to 1275 code for a protein of 419 amino acids. The transcript is spliced from 8 exons.
ACAAACAGCAUCGCCAUGGCACCGGGUAUAAAGUCCACGCUAGAAACUCGCAUGUCCAGAUCCGAGAUGGGGGCGAUGGCGCCGCGCACGCUGCUCCUGCUGCUGGCUGCAGCCCUGGCCCGGACCCAGACCCGCGCGGGCUCGCACUCCAUGCGGUAUUUCCUCACCAUCGUGUCCCGGCCCGGCCUCGGGGAGCCCCGGUUCAUGGAAGUAGGCUACGUGGACGACACGGAGUUCGUGCGCUUCGACAGCGACUCAGAGAAUCCGAUGGUGGAGCCGCGGGCGCCAUGGAUGGAGCGGGAGGGGCCGAAGUAUUGGGACGGGGAGACGCGGAAAGCCAAGGACUCAGAGCAGAUUUACCGAGUGAACCUGAGGAUCCUGCUUGGCUACUACAACCAGAGCCAGGGCGGCUCUCACACCAUUCAGCGUAUGUCUGGCUGUCACAUGGGGCCGGACGGGCGCCUCCUUCGUGGGUACCUUCAGUAUGCCUAUGAUGGCAAAGACUACCUGACCCUGAACGAGGACCUGAGGACUUGGACAGCGGCCGAUGCGGUGGCGCAGAUCACCAGGCGCAAGUUCGAGCAGGCUGACGUUGCAGAAAGACACAGGGCCUACCUGGAGGGCAUGUGCAUGCAGUGGCUCCACAGAUACCUGGAGAAGGGGAAGGAGCAGCUGCUGUGCACAGAUCCCCCAAAGGCACAUGUGACCCAUCAUCCUGGACCUAAAGGUGAUGUCACCAUGAGGUGCUGGGCCCUGGGCUUCUACCCUGCUGACAUCACCCUGACCUGGCAGAGGGAGGAGGAGGAACAGACUCAGGACAUGGAGCUGGUGGAGACCAGACCUUCUGGGGAUGGAACCUUCCAGAAGUGGGCAUCUCUGGUGGUGCCUUCUGGGGAGGAGCAGAAAUACACAUGCCAUGUGCACCAUGAGGGGCUGCCUGAGCCCCUCACCCUGAGAUGGGAGCCUCCUCAGUCCACUGUCCCCAUCAUGCCAGUCAUUGUUUGGGUUCUCCUUGGAGUUGUGAUCAUUGGAGCUGUGAUAAUUGGAGCUGUGGCUGUUGUGAGGAAGAGGAAGGGAAAAGCAGGUGGAAAAGGAGGGAACUAUGCUCCAGCUGCAGACAGGGACAGUGCCCAGAGCUCUGAUGUGUCUCUCCAAGACUGUGAAGGUGACACUCUUGGAAGUCAUUUCGGGUUGGGGAGCAAAAUGGACAUGAUUGGGUUUCAGGGACUCUCAGAAUCACCUCGUGAAGACAGCUGCCAGGCAUGGAUGGAGUGACAGUCACUGUGUUCAGAUCUCUCCUGUGACAUCUAGGGCCCCUCAGUUCACUCUCAGCAAAGGUGUCUGAUGUUCCCUGUGAUCCUUUGGACUCAAUAUGAAGCUCAGCCCAGCCCCGUCCUGCACACCAGGAUCCUGUCCCUGCACUGCCUGUGUGCCCUUCCAUGGCCAACUUUCCUGUUCCAGUAGACGGGAGGGGACAUCUCCAUCCUCUCAUCUCCAUGCUGCCCUGAGCUGCACCUCUGACAUCCCCACUGAAAAUAAGGAUCUUGAUUUGAACUUGAUUGUUCUCAUCCUUGAUUGGACAGGUUGAUUAUCUGUUAAAUUAAUUAUUGAGAUACUUAGAGGUUGUGGAAGAAAUGAAUGGCAGCGUGGAGAACCUCCCAGAAUCUGUGUUCAGUGGGCUGUGUGUCUUCUGUGAAAAGAUGAGAUUGUAGAAGCUGAGUGAGAACAGGGCUGUGCCCAGGUGGAGCUCAGUCCACUGUCGGCUGUGACAUGGUCACUCCUCAGCUCUGUCACCUCCUGGCUCUGUUCUCUUCAUCACUUAGAACCACAUGCUGAGAUCUGUGCUCACAGGGACUAUAGGAUGGUCAGAGCUGAGUCCUGGCCCAGGAUUUUGAGCAUCCAGGACAGCCAGGACGGGUCAACCUGGGCACUGACCUGACUAUACCUCUUUACCCCAUAUUUGCUCUUUAUUGUUGACUUUUUAGUUUGUAUGGAGGACUAGGCCCAUUUAUAUUCCUUUAAGUGGACUCUGCUUCCUUAUCCCUUGUGCCUCCUGAGUGACAGCAUUAAAAGUUGUUUUUCCA